This is a messenger RNA of Cuscuta epithymum, 305 nucleotides long. Lineage: Eukaryota; Viridiplantae; Streptophyta; Magnoliopsida; Solanales; Convolvulaceae. The record is from the annotation of a GenBank genome assembly.
GGCGAGACAUUUGGGGAUUAUCGUGCGAGAUACAAAUAUGUGCCCAUUGAGAGUGCACAAAUGGAAUGACAUCGGAGAAAGAGAAAAGGAACACAUGUGGAGUGCAGUCACGGAUGUCUUUAGUAACGAGAACAUGGAAGUUUACAAAGAGCAUACCUUCAAGCAUAUGAAAGAGUUGUGGGGAAAUUGGAGAUCAGAUUUGUUAAGGAAUAAUGUGACCAACAAGAAUAUAACCUUAAAAGCUGCAUACAAUGCUAAUCCACCUACGGGACUUGACAAGGCUGAGUGGAAGUGGCUUAUCAGAG